AGGGAGCAGAGGCAAGAGGGGAAAGGGCAUGGCCUGUCCCGGGAGCACCCCGUGCAGGCCGCAGAGGGGUGUGCGGUGGUGUCUGUGCUAAGCUGGACUCGGCUGGCUGGGCUCAGGCUCCGGGUGGGGCUGGGGUGCUGAGUGGGUGACCCUGGAUGCAGUGGUGCGAGCUGGGCCCAAGGGCUGGGGAGGCAUCAGGCCCAGACGGGGCCGGGUGUUCCUGCGGUGGGAGCUGGGGUCUGGGGGCUCAGGGCAUGGCUGUGACUCGCUGGAACUGACCCUGAUGGCCCAGGACGGCCACGGCAGGUCCAAGGCAGGACGGUGGUGUGCUGACCACGGGAGGGGGAAGACCAGAGUGGCUGCGGGGCCAGCAACUGGGUGGACAGCCUCCCGGGAGGUGAAGGGAGAGUCCUUCACGACCCCUCCUGUCAGUGCCAGGGUCCCCAGCACACGCAGGCACACAGAAGAGCACAUCCACAACGCCCAUGACGGGGUCUGCAGCAUGAGGGGCACACAGAAAUCCCCGCCCGCCUCCUGCUCUGCCCGCUCCAGGACGGGGCUGCCGGACACUCCUCACUCCCGGAGGCUUCCGCAGAGGCUCUGAGUGGCAGGAGCCCACCUUCGGGUUGAGAGGGGCGAGGGGCGAGGGGCUGUGGGUGGCUGGCCGUGUGGACCUAGGUGUGGACCCCCCUUCACGGAGGAGCGAGUCCACGGUGCUUUUAGUUUGGGGAGACUCGAGGUCAGAGCAACACCGGAGAGCUGGGGGGAGUGGAGGGCACCCCUCCCCCAUCCUAGUCUGCCAAGGCCAACUGGGCUGGGGCCAGCCAGGCACCCAGGCCAGGACCACCCAAGGAGGACUCACAUGAUGGGCUGGGGGCCCACUAGGGGGACCACCAGGGGACCCCAGCCACUCCCAGCUGACUUGAGCUCACCCUCGGAAGCCAUCCUGAUGUGGUCAACACAACACUCCCCAGCACUCCCCGGACAGUGCGAGUGUCCCCCCCCAAGGAGAGGCAGGCCCUGCUGGAUCCUCAGCAGGUCCUCUGCAAAGAGCCACAGUGACCACACCCCCCCAGGUGCUGCGCAGAUUCCGCUGAGGGGGGGCUCAGGGCCACCUGGAAGCUGACUGCGCGGCAGCCGUGUGCGGCCGUAGUCCGGCGAGGCCACGGUAAACCUGGCAGCUGUGGGCCCGCCUUCGCAAGGCCUGCGCCGAGCCCUGAGAACCUAGCAGCCGUUUACUGGCAUUAGCGGUGCAGCAGAGGCUGGAAGGGGAGACGCAGGUACAGAACGUCAGGGUUGGCUCUGAUCCUCGGAAGAGAUGACAAGGCCCAAAGGGCAGGAAGAGGGGGCCGGGACAGCAGAGGAGCCGGGGAUCCGGGGGAUGGGGCGGGAGCCCCAGAGAGGUCAGGGCCCUGGGCUGGGGCGUGCGCAGCGGUGGCCUCGGAAGGGGCUCUAGGGUGGUGGCUUGCGGUACCACGGAGGGACUCUGAUGGAGGCAGAGUAGGGGUGAGAAGCCAGGCUUGGGGGAGGCUGGAGGUGCUGGGGGAAGCUCCGAGACCGGCAGGUGUGCGUGCUGACAGGUCGCACCAGCCGCAAUGCUGACGGUGGCCUGGCCCCUGGGGGCCACUGGGAGCACCUUGGCCCCUUGGUCCCCCAACUCUCAUCCCACUCUCGGCACCAGACCCCGUGCUGGUGGCCGGCCACGCGCAUCCCAGAGUCCUGAGCCGCUCUCAGGCCGGUGACCUUGGGCCCAUGUCGGCAGGCCGCGGGGCUGGAUCCUACGACGCGGGCGCGUCUGGGUUCUGCAAGGAGGCAGAGAAGGGGCCCUACAGGGUCAGGCUCGACUGGGCUGCUCGGGCCGACCGCAGCCGAGGCAGCAGUCAGGGUGCGCUCCCUGGUAGCGGCGGUAGCGGCUCGGCCAGGUGGCUCCAGGCAGGGGCGGCAGGCGGCUCGUAGGGCGGAGCCGGGGCGGGACGGGGCGCCCCUGGGCAGAGCGCGCACCGCCUCCACGCUGGGCUACGGCGUCCGCGGUCACGCGAGCACACGCGAGUCCCCUCAGGGCCCAGGGCGGCGCAGGGCCGCCUCCCGGACACAGCCCCCACCCCGGGACCCCCACUCGGGCAGGGCGGCGGCACGGCGUCCGCGUUCGGGCCGGUGACCUUCCCCGGCGCGGCCGGGGGCGGAGCCCAAGAAGCCCCGCCCCGCGCGCUACCAUUGGCCGGAGCGCGGUGUCCUUUCAAAACGCCGGCUACCAUUGGCUCGCGCGGCACCGCCCCGCACCGCCGGAGGCUCCCGGCCGACGUCCGCGCGGCAGCUGCGCGUGCGCGGAGGACGCGAAACGCCGUGCGCCUCCGCGCCUCCACUCGGCCAGCUAGUCCCGGCGCCGCCCGCCUCGCCCCGCCCCCGCGGAGGGAUCCGCGCCGUCGCGGCCCAAAAGCCCGGGGCGAGGCGGCCGGGCCGGGAGCCGCUCGGCUGCUGCGUGUGGCGGAGCCCGGUCCCGCCCGCCGCCCGCGGCCUCGGCUCGGAGGCCCGGCGUCCGCGGGCCGGGGAGGCUGCCGCGCGCGAUGCUGCUGUCCAAGUUCGGCUCGCUGGCGCACCUGUGCGGGCCCGGCGGCGCGGACCACCUCCCGGCCAAGCUGCUGCAGCCAGCCAGGGCGGACCGGGAGAGCUUCGAGAAGGCGUACCAGGUGGGCGCCGUGCUGGGGAGCGGCGGCUUCGGCACGGUCUACGCGGGCAGCCGCAUCGCAGACGGGCUCCCGGUGGCCGUGAAGCACGUGGUGAAGGAGCGGGUGACCGAGUGGGGCAGCCUCGGCGGCGCGGCCGUGCCCCUCGAGGUGGUGCUGCUGCGCAAGGUGGGCGCGGCGGGCGGCGCGCGCGGCGUCAUCCGCCUGCUGGACUGGUUCGAGCGGCCCGACGGCUUCCUGCUGGUGCUGGAGCGGCCCGAGCCGGCGCAGGACCUCUUCGACUUCAUCACGGAGCGCGGCGCCCUGGACGAGCCGCUGGCGCGCCGCUUCUUCGCGCAGGUGCUGGCCGCCGUGCGCCACUGCCACAGCUGCGGGGUCGUGCACCGCGACAUCAAGGACGAGAACCUGCUGGUGGACCUGCGCUCGGGCGAGCUCAAGCUUAUCGACUUUGGCUCCGGCGCGCUGCUCAAGGACACGGUCUACACCGACUUCGACGGCACCCGGGUGUACAGCCCCCCGGAGUGGAUCCGCUACCACCGCUACCACGGGCGCUCAGCCACCGUGUGGUCUCUGGGCGUGCUGCUCUACGACAUGGUGUGUGGGGACAUCCCCUUCGAGCAGGACGAGGAGAUCCUCCGCGGCCACCUGUUCUUCCGGAGGAGGGUCUCUCCAGAGUGCCAGCAGCUCAUCCAGUGGUGUCUGUCCCUGCGGCCCUCGGAGCGGCCCUCGCUGGACCAGAUCGCUGCUCACCCCUGGAUGUUGGGGGCCAGUGGGGACACCCCAGAGACCUGUGACCUGCGUCUGUGUGCCCUGGACCCUGACGACGGGGCCAGCACCACAUCCAGCAGCGAGAGCUUGUGAGGAGGGACCUGGACGCCGGCUCAGGGCCUGCCCCUCGCUCAUGAGAGCCAAGGGACCACCUGCCUCCGCCAGCCCCCUGUUGCCCCCAAAACACUGACAUUCUCCUGCCUGGGCUGUCUCCUCCUGCAGAAGCAGUGAUCUGUGACCCCUGGUGACCUUUGCUUUGAGUGCCUUUUGAACGCUGGUCCCACCGGACUCGGUUUUCUCAAGCUCUGUCUGUCCAAAGACGGCUCCGGUCGAAGCGAGAUCCCGCCUGCCCUGGGUGGACACUUGAGCCCGAGACGCCCCUCUCUGUGCUGCUCUGUCCGGGAGACGUGUCUGACCGGGAGCAUUCUCACCCUUGGGCACGGGGGUCCCGUGCCCCCCUCGCAUCCUCCAGUCGUACAGUAUCCGUCUGGGCGUGUCCAUGCACAAGCAAUGCAACUGCGGGCUUCUGUGCCCGCCUGCCCACGCGCGCUGUGUCUGCGCGUGCCAACGUCUGUUAUUUAUGGUGUGACCCCCGUGGAGGGCGCCCCUGGCCCACCGGGGCUAUUUAUUUAAUUUAUUUGUUGAGGUUGCUUUCUCUGGGCAGCCCGCUGCCUCCAGGCCCCUGGGGUGGUGGGGAGGGGAGGGUGGCUGCGAUCCAGGGACGCAGGGCCUGAUUCUUGCACCUGGUGUAGGUCCCUGGCCUCACCUGUGUCUGUCAGAAGAUGAACUUGUACAGUGGCUAAUUUAAGGGGAGUGGGUGACCCUGCCACCUAGAAGCACUGUGCCCUAGGGGGUGGGUUUUAAAUUAUUGACUUUGUACAGUCUGCUUGUUGGCUCUGAAAGCUGGGGGGUGGGGGGCAGAGUCUCAAGCCUCUAAUUUAUUUUAGCAGCUGUGUUUAUGUGGUCCCGGUGUGUCUAGGCAUCGAGGAUGGGGGUUUCUUUCAGUUAAGAAGUGUGAGAUGUCUGGAGAUCAUAUUUUUUAUACAGGUAUUUCAAUUAAAUUUUUUGUACAUA
Messenger RNA from Propithecus coquereli (Coquerel's sifaka), 4526 nucleotides. RefSeq names its product Pim-3 proto-oncogene, serine/threonine kinase (gene PIM3). Gene Ontology annotation, molecular function: protein serine/threonine kinase activity; ATP binding. The record is from RefSeq and is a predicted model, not a curated record. The coding region runs from base 2565 to 3545 and encodes 326 amino acids. Lineage: Eukaryota; Metazoa; Chordata; Mammalia; Primates; Indriidae. Gene Ontology annotation, biological process: negative regulation of apoptotic process; protein autophosphorylation; regulation of mitotic cell cycle. The transcript is spliced from 6 exons. Gene Ontology annotation, cellular component: cytoplasm.